Molecule: messenger RNA, 1191 nt
Organism: Drosophila navojoa
Lineage: Eukaryota; Metazoa; Arthropoda; Insecta; Diptera; Drosophilidae
Product: trypsin beta
Biological process (GO): proteolysis
Molecular function (GO): serine-type endopeptidase activity
Source: RefSeq, a predicted model, not a curated record
UAUGAGAUACGCACGAUUAUCUAUCCAUAAGUCAGCUUUCGCAUCACAUUAUGCAGCGCACUCAACUGCUAUUCGUUGCUUGGCUGGCAUUUAGCUCUGCCCAGGACAUCGGCACAGAGGAACAGAGGUUAUUGGCGGACAGAGAUACGCUCGAUCCACCGGAUGGUCGCAUUGUCGGUGGUUGGGCGACAAAGAUCGAGUAUUUCCCACACCAGGUCUCACUGCAGAAGGGAGCGCGUCAUAUCUGCGGUGCCACUAUAUUGUCACCCAGUCUGGUCCUAACUGCCGCUCAUUGUGUGCUAAAGGCUUCUGAGCCGCAGAGCUAUUUCAUACGCGCUGGCUCCAGCAAGUGGUCAACUGGUGGCAGCUACCAUCGUAUUCGUCGUAUCAUUCCCCACGAGCAUUUCAAUCUACCUACACAUAUGAACAACGACAUCGCUCUGAUACAGCUCCAAGAUCCGCUUAUCUUUAGCGACACAAUAAAACCCAUUCCGAUCGUAUCGCCUAUGGAUGAUGUGCCCACACUGGCUCAGCUCUUCGUCAGCGGCUGGGGCUCCACAACAGUAGAGCAAAUAGCGACUUCACCGCGCUUGCAUUACACAGUCAUCGUUGAAUUGAAUCGCGAUGCGUGCGCACAUAACUACUUUGGCGCCGGCACAUUAACAUCCACCAUGUUCUGUGCAGGCAGCAAGUCUGGCAAAGGUGAUCGGGACAGCUGCGUGGGCGAUUCGGGUGGUCCGUUGAUCACACUCGUUGAUGGUCGCUUCAAACUGCUUGGCAUUGUGUCUUGGGGCUUAGGCUGCGCCAACGCUCAAUAUCCUGGUGUUUAUACGUAUGUGCCUGCUUAUAUCAACUGGCUACACCAAACAGUGCAGACACUGAUCUAGGACUAUAAUAUUUGGGUUUUGUUGUUAACCUAACUAACCUAACUAAAAAUAGAUUUAAUAAGUUUGUUAACAAUCGCACAGCUCACAAAUUGUAUGACUAUUAUAAAAGAGUGUCCACUUAAUGUAAAUAUUUUGUAUAUGACCCACUUAAGCACUUAUUUUUGACCUAAUAUUAAUAAUCUAUAUAUAAGUUGUAUUAUUGUGAAUAAACUAUGAACACUUCCUCGCACAUUUUUGUUGAACAGUAAUGAUUGUCAACACUGAACUUGUUUAAUAUUCAGUCGAUUAAAUAUGUAUACAAAUU